Nycticebus coucang (slow loris) is the source of this 1803-nucleotide messenger RNA. It is a transcript of the gene HOXD1, whose product is annotated as homeobox D1. Gene Ontology annotation, biological process: regulation of transcription by RNA polymerase II. NCBI's taxonomy places the organism in Eukaryota, Metazoa, Chordata, Mammalia, Primates, Lorisidae. The transcript is spliced from 2 exons. The record is from RefSeq and is a predicted model, not a curated record. Gene Ontology annotation, cellular component: nucleus. Bases 106 to 1086 code for a protein of 326 amino acids. Gene Ontology annotation, molecular function: RNA polymerase II cis-regulatory region sequence-specific DNA binding; DNA-binding transcription factor activity, RNA polymerase II-specific.
UAGAAAGGGACGGUAGAACGGCGCGGAGCACCGCGGUCUCGCCCAGCUCUUGUCAGGUUCUACACCCUACCCUUGGCCUGAGCCUCGGGAGGGCUGGUUACAACCAUGAGCUCCUACCUGGAGUACGUAUCGUGCGGCCGCGGGGUCGGCGGCGAAGUGCUCAGCUUCGCACCCAAGUUCUGCCGCGCCGACGCCCGACCCGUGGCCCUGCAGCCCGCAUUCCCCCUGGGCAGCAGCGAUGGCGCCUUUGUCAGCUGUCUGCCCCUGGCCGCCGCCCGACCCGCGCCUGCUCCCUCGGCCGCCCCGGAGCAGCCACCCGCGCAGCCCCCGGCCGCGCCCCGGUACGCGCCAUGCACCCUGGACGGUGCCUACGAGCCGGCGGGCGCCGCACCUGCCGCGGCAGCAGCGGCGGGGGGCGCUGACUUCGGCUUCCUGGGGUCCGGGCCGGCGUAUGACUUCUCUGGCGCUGUCGGGCGGCCAGCCAACGACGGGCACGUCCAUUACGCCACCUCAGCUGUCUUCUCUGGCGGUGGCUCCUUCCUCCUCAGCGGCCAGGUGGAUUACGCUUCCUUCGCGGAGCCCGGCCCCUUCCCGGCGUGUCUCAAAGAGCCAGACGACGGCCGCCCAGGGGCCUUCCAGAUCGCGUCCCCAGCCCCUGGGGCCUAUCCCAAGUCCGUCUCUCCUGCCUCUGGCCUCCCCGCCGCCUUCAGCACGUUUGAAUGGAUGAAAGUGAAGAGGAACGCCCCUAAGAAAAGCAAAUUGGAGUAUGGAGUUGCUAGCCCCUCCAGCGCGAUCCGCACGAAUUUCAGCACCAAGCAACUGACAGAACUGGAAAAAGAGUUUCAUUUCAAUAAGUACUUAACCCGAGCCCGACGCAUGGAGAUCGCCAACUGCUUGCAGCUGAAUGACACCCAAGUCAAAAUCUGGUUUCAGAACCGCAGGAUGAAACAGAAGAAAAGGGAACGAGAAGGGCUUCUGGCUACGGCCACCCCUGUGGCCUCUCUCCAACUUCCACUUUCUGGAACAAACCCCACUAAGUCUGGCAAGAACCCCAGGAGCCCUUCCGGAGCCCAAGAGCUUUCCUGAGUCCAGUGUUGAGGCUGAGGAACCUUGGCCUGAAGAAGUCACAGGCCACCUAGACUUAGAAGCUCAGUUUAAGAUGGAGGUGGGCGAGGGCAGAGAUUAGCAGGGAUUUCAAAUGAAGUAUCUUAGUUGGCUUCUGAGUUUAGGCUGUUUGCUAUCUUGCAAGCCACUUGUUUGGGUAUAUUUUUGUGCCCUAUCAACCCAGCUGCCAGCCCAGCUCCACUACUAUGUUGCCUAACUUAGUCAUAUGCAAUUCUUGGGUACAGAGUGGCAGACCUUUAGUUGCUGAGUUUUGCCAACCCUCUGAUGUGCUCAGAAGAGCACUUGCCCAGUUUUUCUGGUUUUAAUUUAAGGGACAAGGAUACAUGUAUUCAGCUCCUUGAGAUGACCAAAGCUAGUUAGGGUCUCCUUGAUGUAGCUAAGCUGCUUCAAUGAUGAUCUUUACAUUUGCACUCCAGUUUGGUUUUUGUUCUUUCAAAAGCAGUUUCUACCUCUCCAUGUGCCUAAGUGAAGAUACAAUCGCUGUUUGUAGUUACUCGCUGAGCAAAUCCUCAGGGUGGGUAAAGAUUAGAACCUGAACCACGCCUUGACAUUAGUUAUUCAACCUUGAAUGUAAAUAUAUGCACUAUGUAUAUUUUUUAAAAAGUUUGCCUGCUGUGAACUUAUAUAUGACAUUCAAUGUCAUAGCUAGCAUGUAAAGGAUUUUAACUUCUUUGUAAU